AUGUACACGACAACGAAAUAUGAAGACUGCGUACAAUUGCACUCACAACCAGACAUUGGAGAGCGAUUUUUACCUGUAUUAAAUCCACUGGAUGCAAUUUGCGAUGUUAAACGCAAUGACGCGGUAUGUGUCAGCAAUUUAAAAUCGGCAAAGGCAAUUUCCAAAGACAUCCUGCAGGAACGUCCAGAUGUAAAAAUAUUCCUGCCAUUUAGAUUCCAUUUCUAUAAGCCGAAAGAACUUUUUAAGGAGAACACAUACAGGAACUAUUUAGUUGCUCCGGGCGGUGACCACGUUCUAAGUUUAGUGGAUGAAAUAUCGUACCGGGCAGCUCCUGCGCCACCGCUUUCACAGAUGCACGAACUGUCUCCAGAGCUUUUCUGCAAUGGCGACAAUCGACCAGAGAACUGUGCAGUGGACUGCAGAUGUACUCAUAUGAUUGAUGUACCUCUCAACUCUAUUGUAGAAAUAGUGUUGGUGGAUGAAGUUCAAUCGCCGAAUCUAUCUCACCCGUUCCAUCUCCACGGGACGUCUUACUCUGUCAUUGGCAUGGGAAGGUCACCAGACAAGAACAUCAAGAAAAUCAACCUCAAGCAUGCGUUAGAUCUUGACAGGAAGGGACUAUUGCACAGGCAGUAUGAUCUACCGCCUUUGAAAGACACUCUGGCUGUACCAAACAACGGAUAUGUCGUUUUACGAUUGAAGGCGGAUAACCCAGGAUAUUGGCUGUUCCACUGUCACUUUAUAUAUCACAUAGUCAUAGGAAUGAAUCUAAUAUUACACAUCGGGACGCAGUCAGAUCUCCCGCCAGUACCACCAAACUUUCCUCGAUGCGGCCAUCAUUUACCGACUAUAACACCACCAAACUAUCCUAUACACUAA
This is a messenger RNA of Pieris macdunnoughi, 879 nucleotides long. The record is from the annotation of a GenBank genome assembly. Lineage: Eukaryota; Metazoa; Arthropoda; Insecta; Lepidoptera; Pieridae.